UUUCCAAGUGUACAACCAGUUCUCAUUUUUUCACAGCUGAAGAAUUGUGCUGCCAUUCGCAGAGAACUAGACCGGAUCAUUUCACUUCUUCCACGGGAUCAUCUGGACAGUACACCACUUGGGAUGGAGACUUCUACGCCUGAGUAUUAUGAAGUUUUUGGAGAGUUCCGUGGAGUUCUAAUGGACAAACGGUUCACCAAAUAUUGGGAAGAUGUUGAAACAUUCUUGGCAAGGCCAGAUGACCUUGUCAUUGCUACUUAUCCUAAAUCUGGCACUACCUGGGUUAGUGAAGUUGUGUAUAUGAUCUAUAAAGAAGGUGAUGUGGAAAAAUGCAAGGAGGACGCAAUUUUUAACAGAAUACCUUAUCUGGAGUGCAGAAAUGAAGACCUAAUAAAUGGAAUAAAACAACUAAAAGAGAAGGAAUCUCCCAGAAUAGUGAAAACUCACCUGCCACCCAAGCUCCUUCCAGCAUCAUUUUGGGAAAAGAAUUGCAAGAUGAUCUACCUUUGCCGGAACGCCAAAGAUGUCGCCGUUUCUUAUUACUACUUUUUGCUAAUGAUAACUAGUUAUCCAAAUCCUAAAUCUUUUUCUGAAUUUGUGGAGAAAUUUAUGGAAGGGAAAGUUCCAUAUGGUUCCUGGUAUGAUCACGUGAAAGCUUGGUGGGAAAAGAGUAAGAAUUCACGUGUUUUAUUUAUGUUCUAUGAAGACAUGAAAGAGGACAUCAGAAGAGAAGUUGUAAAGCUAAUAGAGUUCCUGGAGAGAAAGCCCUCAGCAGAGCUUGUGGACAGAAUCAUUCAACACACUUCCUUCCAGGAGAUGAAGAACAAUCCAUCCACCAAUUAUACAAUGAUGCCAGAGGAUAUGAUGAACCAAAAAGUAUCACCCUUCAUGCGAAAGGGAAUUAUAGGAGACUGGAAGAACCACUUCCCAGAAGCCCUGAGGAAGAGAUUUGAUGAGCACUACAAGCAGCAGAUGAAGGAUUGCACUGUGAAGUUUAGAAUGGAGCUCUGAAACACUUCCUUGUGUCUGAAAUUAGAGUAGUCUGCAAUUUAUCCUUCAGUUUCUCUUGUUGUGAAUUCAGUAGAAGUAGAAGUCUUUUGAAGUCUGAUGGUUUAAAUUCAUUUUUUCUAACUUUUAUGUCAAUGUAAUUUCUAAAUCUUUUAACAGCAAAAUCAAAUUUUUCUUAUAUAUAACAUAAGUAUUGUCCUCUAACAGUGCUUAAAGAUUUCAAAUAAAUAUAAUUUGAUACCUG
Messenger RNA from Mus pahari (shrew mouse), 1252 nucleotides. RefSeq names its product estrogen sulfotransferase, testis isoform. The record is from RefSeq and is a predicted model, not a curated record. The transcript has 8 exons. Lineage: Eukaryota; Metazoa; Chordata; Mammalia; Rodentia; Muridae. Gene Ontology annotation, cellular component: cytoplasm. Gene Ontology annotation, molecular function: sulfotransferase activity. The coding region runs from base 124 to 1011 and encodes 295 amino acids. Gene Ontology annotation, biological process: sulfation.